This is a messenger RNA of Trichoderma reesei QM6a, 1074 nucleotides long. RefSeq lists its product as uncharacterized. The transcript has a single exon. The record is from RefSeq and is a predicted model, not a curated record. Bases 1 to 1074 code for a protein of 357 amino acids. NCBI's taxonomy places the organism in Eukaryota, Fungi, Ascomycota, Sordariomycetes, Hypocreales, Hypocreaceae.
AUGUCGUCAAUAGGCCCCCAACUACCACCCCACCUCACAAAGCGGCGACGAGACAGCGACACCGACGACACCUCAUCCAACAAACACGCUCGCCGCGACGAUCCCCCCCCGAACAAGGACGAGAUAGACCUCAACGCCUCUGCUUCAUCAUCAGACUCCGAAGACGACUACGCACCGCCUAAACCACCUUCUCAACCCACCACCGCCCCUUCCACUAAUACUGCUCCCGCGCCAAAAGCAGCAGUAGUAGGCCCAACUCUCCCACCACAUCUCCUCGCCAACAACAACACCACCACCAACAAAGACGAAAUCGCCCUCGACAACUCCGACUCAGAAGACACCGGCCCAGCGCCCCCUCCUCCUCCUCCUUCUUACCCUCCCCAAACCACCGCAAACACAAACCCCGACGACUCAGAAUCCUCAGACGACGACUCCUUCGGCCCCUCCCUCCCAACAGCCGCCACCCGCCGCCAAAUCGGUCCCUCCAUGCCCCCGUCCACAGACGACGACGACGCGCCCAAGCGCGACGAAUGGAUGCUCGCCCCGCCACCUUCAUCAAACACCUUUUCCGAGCGCGACACAACCCGCAUCCGCGCCCGCAAAUUCGCCUCCAAGCCCUCCGCCGUCGCUGCAGCAAACAAUGCUUCAGCAGGAGGUCCAUCGUCGUCGUCGUCGAUAUGGACGGAAACACCCGAGGAGAAACUCCGCCGCUUGCAGGAUUCCGUGCUGGGAAGGACUUCUUCUUCGGGCGCCGCCGCCGCGCAGGCUGGCAUGUCGGAGCAGCAGCUGAAGAAGCUGCAAAGGGAUGAAGCUUUGUCGGCCAGUAUACAGGCCACACGAGGCAAGACGCUCCUCGAGGAACAUCAAGGCGGCAGCAGGAAAUCGACUUCUUCGUCCAGGGGCAAGGUGGUGAGCGCGGAAGAGGAGGAGGAGGAGGACGAUCCGAGCAAGAGGGCGUUUGAUAGGGAAAAGGACAUGGCGGUGGGGGGGAGGAUCACGGCAACGCAGAGGAGGGAGCUGAUUAACAAGUCGGCCAACUUUGGGGGCAGGUUUCAGAAGGGGUCGUUUUUAUAG